GCGGCGCCCAUACAGCUUGCACGGCUUGUACAUGUAUUAGCGAAUAAUAUAUACACUUAAAAUCAAGUAAUAUGCUUCGAUGCUGAUGUGUGUAUACGCUCAUAUGAUGCAGACACUAUCGAUGACGUAGCGAGUUGUAGUCCAGACUUUGCGUACAACGUAAGAAUGGCCGAGGGACCAGCCAUUCCGAUUUCGUCUAGUUCAACUUCGAGCCUGGAAUCCGUAUCACAGGAACAAGCGUUCCUGGAAACCUAUUUUUUAGCGCUGAGCCAGUUUGCUUACGAUAAAGCGAAGGAGUAUGCAGACAAAGAAAGGGAUUCUCGUAAGAAUACUUAUGGGUCUACAUGGGGGCAGAUGUUAUUUGCAUUGUCGCAUCUAGCUACAGCAGAGAAAACAUACUCUGGAUUACUAUUUCUGGGACAGAAAUGGUUUGGCAGGAAGGAUUCACUUCGAACAUCAUAUGUAUCACUUCUCAACGAACUUCAUAAGAUAGAAAAUAUAGGCCGACUCGCAAUGGGAGGAACUGCCCCAUUUUUGGAGAGAUUACUGUCGCAUUUGAGUGGGCAGCUUUGUCAGUAUGUGCAGGCAAGACAAGAAUUUAUGGACUUGCACUCCAAGAAUUUCCAUCACCCAAUACUGAGUCCUUUGAAAAGCUCUGUAUCCCUGGAGUUUGAUCUGUUACUGGUACUGCUUCAGGCUGAAGUGGAUAUCUCACAGUGGAAGUUCCUGCAGUCGCUGCUAAAGAUACACGAAGCACAUUCCAAAUCAGAACCCUGGCGAACGUUAUUACGUCCUAAAGAGGCAAAAAAGAAGAUGCCUUCAUCUCAUAAAUUACAUGCUAAUCCUCCAUUGUAUCUAUGGAUAUUGAAAUAUAAAGAUGCACUGGUUUCCAAGUUCAGUCUUUACUUUCACGAAGUUCUCAGUAAGCAAGCUCCAAUUGGUGACAUAAAGACAGUCAUGUCCAAAAUACCAACCGACUUUUAUACGAAAAUUGUCUCAUUCCACAAGAAGACAGAUGCUUUCAACAUUAGUUUAGUGUUUAAUGUGAGAGGAUGUGAAAGCACGUAUACUGGACAUGGUUACCAUCACCCUGAGGCAUUGUUUAUCCCGGUAACGGGACUCGACAGUUAUCCUGCCGUUGUCAGCUAUCCCAAUGAUCGGCCAAUCAGCCACUGGCCCAACGUAGUGAUGUUAAUUUCCAGCAAAAUAUCAGAACUGGAAAGCCAUGACAGAAUUCUGUAUUUUUAUGACAAGAAUUUUCAAAGCACUUAUUAUAUAUGUAAAGUUGAUAAUAAGAUGAUGCUGGUGCUAUUAUAUGAAUCAAAGAAAAAUGAGAAGGACUCGCAUGUUAAUACUUUUAUGUCAGAAAUGAGUUCUCAGCUACGAAGUAACAAGUUAUUUGCUAGUUUGAAGACAGGCUCAAAAAGUUGA
Molecule: messenger RNA, 1431 nt
Organism: Saccoglossus kowalevskii
Lineage: Eukaryota; Metazoa; Hemichordata; Enteropneusta; Harrimaniidae
Product: KICSTOR subunit 2-like
Biological process (GO): cellular response to amino acid starvation; negative regulation of TORC1 signaling; protein localization to lysosome
Cellular component (GO): KICSTOR complex
Source: RefSeq, a predicted model, not a curated record